UCUCAUUGGGUUUAAAGGCGGUGACACAUCACCGCCGCCACGUGUCGUCACCAUAGACCGCCACUAACCUUCCAAAAAUAUAAAUAAAAGCGCCACGCACCACCUUAUCAGAUAACCUCUCUUUCAUUCUUACAAACCUUCCAAAAAAAUUGGGGCAAAACCAAACCACCGGCAGCAAUACCAUCUCUGAUUCUGUAGUACAAUUUUUUAUUUUUUUUUUACGAAAUUAAAGAAAAAUGGUAUCGACUUCUGGUGCAACCGACCGUAAAGGAAGCACCGAGAUUCCGAUCCGGAGGCUUCUCGGGUUCGGAUUCUGGGUUCAGGGGUUCAGGUGCUUUCCAUGGAUGGCUGUUAACUUUUUCUUGAAGGAUGGUCUCAAUGUGGACCCCUCGACUCUGCAGAUCCUCCAGAACUCCGCAAAUCUCCCCAUGGUCGGCAAGCCCCUAUACGGCGUCGUCUCUGAUGCCGUCUACAUCUCAGGCCAGCACCGGGUUCCUUAUAUCGCAAUUGGAGCUUUGUUACAAGCAGUGUCAUGGCUCGCUAUAGCAGUCCUUCCAACCUCAGGCAUUUCCAUCUCCACCAUGAGCUUGUAUCUCCUCCUUAGUAACCUGGGUGCUUCAAUAGCGGAGGUUGCAAAUGAUGCAAUUGUUGCUGAGAUGGGAAAAGAAGGUGGUGCAUCAUCUGGAAAGUCUCAGUCAUCUUCUUCAGGUGAGCUUCAGUCAUUUGUUUGGAUGGCAUCCUCUAUUGGUGGAGUUAUUGGAAACCUAGUAGUUGGUGUUGCCAUUUCGAGAUUCUCUCCUCGUUCAAUGUUCCUCUUUUUUGGUCUUCUUGUUGCAAUCCAAUUUUUCAUAACAAUCACUGUUAGUGAAAGCUCCCUUGGCCUCCCAAAAAGUUCAUCUAAGGUUGGGAUUAGAAAACAACUUUCAGAGCUGUCAGUUGUGCUAAGAAAACCUGAGAUUGCAUACGCAAUAGGAUGGUUUGCUGCAUCUUUUGCAAUAAUUCCAGUACUGACGGGCACAAUGUUUUUUUACCAAACGCAACACUUAAAGAUUGAUUCCACAAUACUGGGGAUUUCCAAGGUGUUUGGCCAGGCAGCAAUGCUUCUGUGGAGCAUCAUUUAUAAUGGUCGCUUAAAAUCAGUCCCACAACGGAAACUAAUUGCAGCUAUCCAGGUACUGAUGGCAGUAUUCAUGGUUUCAGAUGUGUUGUUUGUGAGGGGAAUUUAUCGGGAGAUGGGGGUGCCAGACUCAUUCUACGUUGUCAUUUUUUCAAGCCUUUUAGAGGUUCUGUUCUUCUUCAAGAUCCUUCCAUUUAGUGUUUUGAUGGCACAGCUCUGCCCACCAGGUUGUGAGGGAUCCCUCAUGGCAUUUGUAAUGUCUGCGAUAGCCCUGGCGUUUAUAGUAAGCGGAUACCUUGGUGUUGCACUUGCAUCUUAUCUUGGGAUCACGGAGAAUGAUUUUUCUGGCUUUCCGCUUGCCCUUCUGAUACAGGCAGCAUGCACCCUUGUGCCACUUUAUUGGUCAUCUUGUAUUCCGGACGAUAAAAAGCCCAAAACAAGGAAGGAGUAGUAGCAGCAGCAGUUUGGGAGCAGAAGAACUGGGAUUUGGACUUGUUUCAACAUUCUUUUAGAUUCUACAUAUAUAUAUUACAUAUAAUUUAGAAAAAGGGUUUUGAAAUGUUAUCUAUGGUGCUGAAGAGUAGAGGAACAAAUAAAUCAGUGGUCAGUUUGUAGGAAUUGUUACGUAAGAUUCAAUUCUUGAAAAUAGUCUUGCAGUAUUAUCGGAGCCUUUUAUUAAUAUAUGUUUUAAGAAAAAGAAAUAAUUGAAUUUUGAAAUUUGUUCAUUGGGUCC
Messenger RNA from Tripterygium wilfordii, 1850 nucleotides. Its product is annotated as probable folate-biopterin transporter 7. The transcript has 2 exons. The record is from RefSeq and is a predicted model, not a curated record. Gene Ontology annotation, cellular component: membrane. Bases 237 to 1568 code for a protein of 443 amino acids. Lineage: Eukaryota; Viridiplantae; Streptophyta; Magnoliopsida; Celastrales; Celastraceae.